AUGGGGCACAGGGCGAUCGACAGGUAUCGCGUCGAUCCCGCGCAGCAGUGCCGCCAGACAAUCCACAGCUGGUCGGGUCAUGUUGCUAGGCUGCCACCGGACGAGCCUGCCACUAGGGGUCUCCGCUGCCGCGGCAUGCAGUGGUGGAGGUGGCGGCAGGCGCAGCACGCAGCCACGAAAGACAAAUGGUCUGGGCCGCAUCCCCAGCGCUUCAAGAUCAGGCGCUGGGAAGAGCAGAUCUCGGAAGUCUACGGCGAAGGCUUCUCUGAGGACGUCUGCGCGAACACCGGCUGGCUCGCCAAGGCGCUCGACUGGGCGGGCUGGAAGAAGCUCGGUGUGAAGAACUGA
This is a messenger RNA of Prorocentrum cordatum, 348 nucleotides long. NCBI's taxonomy places the organism in Eukaryota, Dinophyceae, Prorocentrales, Prorocentraceae. The record is from the annotation of a GenBank genome assembly.